Molecule: messenger RNA, 513 nt
Organism: Prorocentrum cordatum
Lineage: Eukaryota; Dinophyceae; Prorocentrales; Prorocentraceae
Source: the annotation of a GenBank genome assembly
GAGAGCAACGCCCCGUUGUCGAAAAUCGACGCUUGGGUGAGAUCCCGCGUGAUCUGGGCGUUGCGGUGCCUGGCGAGCGGGCGCGUCAACGCCGAACGCCUCGCUGUCUGGGCGAUCGCGCUGAAGGACUUCGGGCCGCAGAUCAUCUGCGGGGCGCUCGCGGCGACCCGGCCAGCGGGGAAGCCGACGGCGUCGAAUUCCCUCGCGAUCUCGAUGCCCAUGCUCGAGACCGACGCCCUUGGAGGCGAUGCCGGGGAGGGCGCCCCCGAGCCUUCCAUUGUCACCGCCCAGCAUUUUGAUUCGUUCAGGGGCGAGGCCGCGGAGAGGGCGCCGCCCGCGGAGCUCGGCGACGGGGGCCUGCGCAGGCAGGGCGCGCCCGCGCUGGAAGCGCUCCUCAAUCCGAGCGAGGAGGGCCCCGCCUCGCGGGCGAGGCGGGGGCCCGGCGCGUUCGCCACAGGGGCGCCCCGCAAGGCCGCGAUCAACAGUUGCGACGAUGCCUCGGAGGACCAGUCG